Microsporum canis CBS 113480 is the source of this 1626-nucleotide messenger RNA. RefSeq names its product pre-mRNA cleavage complex II protein Clp1. Bases 1 to 1626 code for a protein of 541 amino acids. Gene Ontology annotation, cellular component: nucleus; mRNA cleavage factor complex. Gene Ontology annotation, molecular function: polynucleotide 5'-hydroxyl-kinase activity. Gene Ontology annotation, biological process: tRNA splicing, via endonucleolytic cleavage and ligation. Lineage: Eukaryota; Fungi; Ascomycota; Eurotiomycetes; Onygenales; Arthrodermataceae. The record is from RefSeq and is a predicted model, not a curated record. The transcript has 4 exons.
AUGUCUUUACCAGGCUUGGAGCUCUCUCAGCCCACAGUCGAAGCCCAGAGAGCUCCCGCAGCUCCAGUACAGCAUAUCCUUUCCAAGGACUCAGAAUGGAGAUUUGAAGUCGCAUUUGGAAACUCGGUUAAAGUGAAGCUAUUGUCCGGUACUGCAGAGUUAUUCGGAACAGAGCUAGCCCUGUCCCAGACAUAUACAUUCUCCGGAACAAAAGCUGCCAUAUACACCUGGCAUGGAUGCACACUGGAGGUCACAGAAGGGGAAUCCGUUGCCACCGGGGUGGUUGGGAGCGCUCCUGUUCCCCCGGGAUCUGGCAGCGGAGGCUGUCAAGUGGAAUACACCGCCGAAGAGACGCCGAUGAUAGACUAUACAAUGCGGGAUGAAGCCAAGGCGCAGGGCCGAGGUGGUCCUCGGGUGCUAAUAGUAGGGCCCGAGGAUGCGGGAAAAACAAGCUUAGCGAAGAUAUUAACGGGUUAUGCGACGAAGAUGGGCCGUCAACCGUUUGUGAUUAACCUUGAUCCAUCAGAGGGAAUGUUGAGUGUUCCUGGUACUUUGACGGCAACAGCAUUCCGGACACUGAUUGACGUUGAACAGGGAUGGGGAAGUAGUCCACUGUCUGGACCGACACCCAUACCUGUGAAACUGCCGCUAGUAUACUUCUAUGGUUUGCAAAGUCCCUUAAAUGGGGGAGAAGAGCUAUACAAAUCUAUAGUCUCAAGAUUAGCCCUGACUGUUGCGGGUCGGUUGGCUGAAGAUGAAGAGGCAAAAGAGGCAGGAAUCAUUGUUGAUACCCCUGGAGAAAUCAGUCAAGGCAAAGGAGGUGGAGAGGAUAUCAUUAACCAUAUUGUUACUGAGUUUUCCAUUUCAACGAUUCUCGUACUGGGAUCAGAACGUCUUUAUAGCACGAUGGUUAAGAACUAUGAUGGAAAACCAACCUCUACAGCCUCUACAGCGCCCACGUCUGAUGAGAAGAUAUCCGUCGUGAAGCUUUCGAAAUCAGGAGGUUGUGUUGACCGUGAUGAAUUUUUCAUGAAAUCUACCCGCGAAUCUCAAGUUCGAUCUUAUUUUUUCGGGACAUCUGCACCCUCAACCGCAUCAUCGGCUCUUUCGUCAUCUACAGCCCCGGGAUCAGUCAUAUCCCUCUCUCCCCACGGGCAGCAUGUCGACUUUGACAGCUUAUCUAUCUAUAGCAUCACAAUCAACAAUGAUGAAUAUGAUGGCAUGAAACAGAUAACGAAUUCUACAAGCGAGUUUUCUUUCCUGCCCGGUGGCAGCAAUGAUAAUGGUGAAGACGAGAUCCCUUCUACGUCUACUGCCUUAACGUCUGGUCCUUCAUCCACUGGCCUCCCUUUCCAACAAAUACCUCUUAAAAAGCUAGUUCCUUCUUCCGAUUCCCCAGUUCCACAAGCGCUGGAAAACACUCUAUUAGCAAUUACACAUGCUCCUCCAAACGCCCCUUUGAAUGAAAUCCGAGAUGCUAGUAUCAUGGGAUUUCUUUAUGUUGCCGGUGUAGAUUCUAAGAAAGCCAAACUCAGGCUAUUAUCACCUGUGGCAGGGAGAGUGCCCGCGAGAGCGAUAAUAUGGGGGAAUAAAUGGCCUGGGGAAGUACUUGGAUUGGUUGGAUAA